UUGAUGUAAUAAAAGCUUGGAUUUGCAGUAUUCUGUUUUCACAUCCAUUCGGGUUCAUUUUGUCUUUCUGAUGAACAAAAUUAUAAAUUCUUUCCUUCUUUAACAAGUUAAUUCGUUCACUAUAAUCGUCCCUUUUACAAAUCAUUUGGGAUUUAAUCGAUUCUAAUCUAUUUGAUGGAAUAUUAAGUUAUUUCAUCCAUGGAUUUUAACUUGGAUAAGAAGAGAAUUCAGAUUGUGCUCUUCAUUGUUGGGAUCAUUGUUCUCAGCAUUACUGCUGAAAAAUGCAGGCAGCUGGUGGGGGAAGAAGCAGCAUCAAAGAGUGGGCAGUUCACUUUCCUAAACUGCUUUGAUAUGAGCACUGGAACAUUAGCAUGCUCAGUUAAAGAGGGCGUGAAGCUCUACGUCAACAACAUCCAAACUGCUCAUGUCGAGCUAGCUAGGAGUCAAGCACUGGAGAAUGCACUGAACGAUGCAAUGUCACAGGGAUUGAAUGCUAAAGAUGCCGCCAAACAAGCUGCUAAAGAAGGAAAGAAGGCUGCAAAACUGGCUUCUCGUAAGGCUAGGCGGAUCACCGGACCAAUUGUAUCUUCGGGGUGGGACUUCUUUGAAGCCAUUUAUUUUGGAGGUACAAUGACCGAAGGCUUUCUUAGGGGAAGUGGGACAUUGGUUGGCACCUACGUAGUAGGAUACCUGGGGGAACAGAGGCUCGGGAGAUUUGGCUAUCUCAUAGGAAGUCAAAUCGGCAGUUGGGUUGGUGGAAGAAUAGGAUUAAUGGUUUACGAUGUGGUGAAUGGCGUCAACUUCUUGCUCCAGUUCGGUCAGAGUGAGGUAAGUGAAAAUUAUGAAUCUCAAGAUGUUUAUGUGUCUGAAGAAUUGUAGAAUAUGACUUUUUUCUUUAUGGAUUUUCAGCUGAUAAAGAUAUAUCAUAUAAUAUCAUAGUAGGGAUAGAUUUAUAAAACUCGAACUUAUCAUACUAUGGUUCUUUCACUUGCAUUUUUAUGUGAUAAUGACAAUAAUUAGAGAUGAAUACGAAUGUACAUCCAUGGAUUA
This is a messenger RNA of Amaranthus tricolor (Joseph's coat), 1050 nucleotides long. RefSeq lists its product as uncharacterized. NCBI's taxonomy places the organism in Eukaryota, Viridiplantae, Streptophyta, Magnoliopsida, Caryophyllales, Amaranthaceae. The record is from RefSeq and is a predicted model, not a curated record. The transcript is spliced from 2 exons. Bases 199 to 879 code for a protein of 226 amino acids.